Messenger RNA from Pangasianodon hypophthalmus (striped catfish), 4202 nucleotides. RefSeq lists its product as uncharacterized. The record is from RefSeq and is a predicted model, not a curated record. The transcript has 8 exons. Gene Ontology annotation, biological process: intracellular signal transduction; B cell receptor signaling pathway; negative regulation of T cell activation. The coding region runs from base 409 to 1653 and encodes 414 amino acids. Lineage: Eukaryota; Metazoa; Chordata; Actinopteri; Siluriformes; Pangasiidae. Gene Ontology annotation, cellular component: membrane raft; plasma membrane.
CUAGACUGAAGAGGAAGGCGAACGGAUGCACUCCAUCACAUCAUGCAAGACGCAACCUCUGUAUAGGAGGCGCUGCGUGAGCACUUAACGUGUGAUGGAUUUAGCGCGUAAUGACAGGAAGACACUAGAAAUCUGAAAGAGACUGUGCUUUUUUGCACGUUUUUGCAGAAGCAGAAAGGUCCGAGGAGAAGAAGUGGUUAACAUGAAGAGCUCAGUGGUGGUGGCGUCUCCGAAGCGUGCGAAUGACCAAUUCCUGGUGAGAGAACAUUGCCUGCCUUCUUUGGGAAACGACCUUGUAAGCACUUGAGGCCAUCCACCCUCUUUAUCUAUAUCUUUCAUUCACUAUAUUUAUGGUUCACAAGACUGCUUGCAGUGUGUAGAAGUUGUAUAUGUUCCUUUUGGUCCUCCAUGGAUAUUUUGGCCCUCCCUUAUGGUAAAAUGCUGGUUCUGGGGGCCAUCUCUGCUGCCUCAGCCUUCGUUGUCACCAUCCUCAUUGUGCUGGUGUGUGUGGGGUGUCACACGAAAAGCAAAAGUAAACACAGUCAUGCCAGUGUGGGGAGUCAAAAGAGGGACAUGGGUGUUCUUCAUCAGUCCAAGCUGAGCUCCAUGAGUAAAUCUGACACAAGACUGCAUGAGAUGCACCGACUGCCCUGCCGUGCAAAUGGUGCCCCUAAGGAUCGGCCAGCCAGCAUGGACCUACUGUUGCUGCAAAGUCACCGCUCAGUCUCUGACCUCCACCCUCUAACCUCUAGCUGCCAGCUGCCCCGCAUCCCCACUGGCCCUGAGAGUGAGGAGCGUGAACAUCUCUACCCAGAUGACGAAGGACUAUAUGAAAGAGUUGGCGUGUGGAGAGCUCCUCCCCCAGCUCCAGUUCUGAAUUCAAUACAAAGCCAAGCAAUUACUGAGAACAUACAAGGAGCAGGAGGAGAAGUGGAGAGUAGAGGGCUGAAUGAGGCAGGGCAAGCAGACGUGAUGGCCGAGUAUGCCUGUGUGAGGAAGGUGAAAAAGCUGGACAGAGAGAUGAGGCAGGAAGGAUCAGAGGAGGAAAAUACAUCAGAGUCAUCCAACAGCGCUGUUGACAGAAAAAUUGUGGAGCCUUUCCACAUACCCAGCUUCCCCAAGGGGAGAGUGUCCAUGGGUAAUGGAGAGGAGUACAUAUGGAAGCCUCCGGAAGAAAGCAACAUUCACUCGUUGAGGGAUCCAGCACUGGAGAAUGGCCACAGCAAUGCCAGCACCACCGAGAUCUUUGAGACAUACUCCACCAUCUGUAAACCCCUGAAGAAAGAACAUCUGGGGUCAGCACAGCAGAUCAGUGGGCAAGUAGGCUCUGGAGAGAAGGGCUCUAAUGGACCUGUAUCAUGGCCGUCAGGGGAGCACUGCUAUGAGGCAGUGGGAGAGAAAACUUGGCCUAAGGUGCUAGAUUCUGACCCGGCCUAUGCCACUGUCAACCCCAUGCAAAAGAGAGAAAUGCUGUGCAGCAGCACAUUAACGCCAAAGAAGUGUUGUGGGCCUCCGCAGGGACCAGAGACGGCCAUGACCUGCGAGAACUUUUAUGAGAGCAUUGGGGACGUGAAGCAGGGUACCAACACCACCAGCACCACCACCAUCUUCACCUUUAAUGAUGGCAUGGAGAUGUACGUCACAGGGCUGUAGAGAUCUUGGUUGGGUGCAUGUGAAUUCAAAAGAAGUCUGAAAAAUAGACUAGAAUGUGAGACGUCAACAUACAUGCAUACACAAAUUUUGGUGUAAAGCAGUGGAGAUCGAUAUACACCUGUCUGUAAUGUACCUGUGAUAAGCACAUAUGUAUGAAUACAAUGUGUACUUGAGACGAGAUAUUAUAUUUUUGUUGCGAACACAGACGAAUGAGCACAUACCAUAGACUUUUUUCAGACUAAUAGAGUCAACCUUUACAGCUCCAAAAGGUCUCUGAGAGGCAAAGCAUCAAAUCUGGCUUCUCUGCUGUGAUACAAUCUCUACUGAAAGCAUUGGGGUAAUGCAUGGCCUCGUCAAGACCUCAGCAGAUCUGUCUUUAAAAUUAUUCUUCUUUAGUCUCACUCAUUUGCACCAGUGCAGAAGAUUUUGUUUAUUAAAGGGUAUUUAUGUUAUGUGUGGAAUUUUAGAUGGUAUAGAUAGCUGUGCAUGUUUCUGUUGGUGAUAUUGUACCUCUGGGCAGACUUAAAAGCCAUAAAGGAAAUAAUUCUUGAAUACUACAGCAGUUUUUGUUUCUUUUUUUUUUUUUCUUUUUUUUUUUUUUUGAAUAACAUGGCAUAUAUCCUCCACCCAUUUUUUGGCAGCCAGAAAACCUAGAACAGUUGAACAGUUGACAGCAUGGUUUUCCCCCACAGAGAAAGAGUCAGUCUCCUUUUUAAUGUCCCAGUCUGGACACUCAUUAAUUUCCUAGAAAAGAGGCAAAGGUUUUUCUAGGAAAUAGAGAUGAGGAAAAAAAAAGAGCACUUUGUUAACAAAGCAAGGCUCAACACAUGAAGUUAACGGUGUUAUUUCUUUGUGGUAUUGUAGACAUUUGGGUUUAUGGGGCGUGUAGUACUGGCAUGCAGGAGCACUGUGGUCAGAUUGGCUUGUGCAGGGCUGAAGUCUGUAAUGGCUAUGUAUCUCGCAGGGUCCACAUUCUGUCCUCAGGUGCCAGAUCUGGACAAUGGCCUCUGGUUUUUUUGGCUGUUGGCUGGCCUAAACAGCACUGCUUAACACAGGAUAAGGUAAACCUAGCACCAGCUCUGGUCACUACCAAGAAUCUUUCAGAAGGAAGCCUCCUGCUGUAGGCUUUCUGCAUGUUACAGUACAAUCCACCAAAAAAAAAAAAGGCUUUUCACAUGCCGCAUGGCACAUGUGAGACAUUUGGAAUUUGGAACUGGGUCAUGGAAUUGGGACACAGUGUGUACUUUAUAAUUAUUAAAUCUAUUUACCAUAGAGGCUAAGGGAAAAUUCUGUGCAGUUGUGAGGGUAUAAUAUUUAUUGAAUGAUUAGCUCAGGGAUCAGUUUAAAUAUAAAUUUAAGUAUGUGGGGUUAUGUCAAAUACAGUAUCUUUUAUCAUACAUAUACCAUAUAUCAAGAUUAUAUGAGAUUUUUAUUUAUUUUCUGAAAAAUAAAAUGUAUCAUUGUUUACUUUCCACAUUUAUUAUAAUUGUUAAGAAUGCUAGCACCACUGCCAUGCAUGUGUUUCAGUGUUUAAUUGGUUAAUCUUGCAUAUGUGUGCAUUUUAUAAAACGUAAUACUACAUUUUCUACGUGGUAUUUAUUCUACAGGAGAAUAAUUUUAUAAAAUAAUGUGUUCCCAAAAUCUGUGCUCAGAAUUGAAUCAUGCAGUAAAUAUUACGUAUUGCAAAAAAAGGAGCAGGCCAGGAGGAGACAUCACGCUAUUGCGUUGUGUGAUGAAUUACACAGUACAUAUCAGCAUGAGUUUUUAAAAGCAGUAUGGAUGCGCACACCCAAAGCAACCCCAAACCAUUGAUCAGCAUUACUAAUGUGCAUCCUUGAGACACAACAGUUUCCAGAUUGGAGAAGUGUCCCUCUCUUUACUUCAAGUUCCUCUGACUCAUGAAGCUGUCUGCUAAAGCACAGACCUUCAGGCCUUGUAUUAGCACAUGUAGAGCUGGAAUAGAAGGAAUAGAACCAAACUGCAUCCAAACUGCAUUUUCAAUGAAACUAAUUAUCCCAAGGUGUGAAGAUUUCAUGCCAGCCCCCCACAAUGCCCCAUGGUACUGCUGUUUCAUGAGCUGAGCACACGUAUGCUUUGGAUAUGCUUCCUACAGACAUUCAGUUAAAUCUUUUUGUCAGCUCUGCUUCUUAUGCAUUUGUCCAGGAUCAGCUUAUUGCAGCUGAAUGUUGUGCAACUAGAGUUUAGUAUGUAAACUUUUGGUCUCAGUAAUAUAACAGUGUGAAAAAGAAUUGUAACGUUUUCUACCUAAUAAUUCAUUAAAUUGUUGCAUUUUAUUUUUGUAAUAAAGUUGAAUAUUAAAGCAAUAUGUGUGUUAACUGUUAUGCAGUUUACAAAAUAGUUUUAUCCCCACGAUAAUGUAAGAAUGUUUUUAGCGUGAACAGCAUGUGGAGAAAACAUCCCACGUGACAGCUUUCUGCGUGUGUUGUAAGUUUUCAGGCACAGUUCCUAUCAGUUCUGUGUGUGUGUGUGUGUGUGUGUGUGUAAGGUGGAUCAAAUAUUAAAAAAAACCCACCUCAAAUCGCUAUCAC